GGAUCGUAUCGUUCAGUUGCUUUGCAUCAGCUGUUCAGAUAGGUUGUUUUCUGUUAAAGCUCAAAGUCUUUCUACGUUUCUUUGUUCUGUUUGGAUAGUCUUUGUGCAGUCAUGACUUUUCCCGACGUAGCAGAUGGGUCCGUGUGCCACACCAAAAGAACCCCCCUGAAGGUGGGCUGGCUUCUCCGCGAGUCCGUGCGGCAGGCCCUGGCCGAGAAUCGCCUGACGUGCGGGGUGUACGAGUGCGCAAAACUCCUCAAGUGCCGCGCAGACAAUGUGAUGCUGUGCGUUCUGCCAGAAGCCGGCAAUGCCAAUGACGUCACAGUGCACAUCAAGCACACCCUCAUAGAGGCUUUCUGUUGGGAGAACGACAUCAAGUUACUUAAGGUAACGAGUUCCGGUUCACUGGCAAAUAUUUUACAAGAGAAGGAAACGGCCAUUUCCUAUGACCAUAACGAUAAUGCCACGCCGACUCCUCCCCGAACAUCUGCAGGCUUUGAUGUCAGCUGUGUCCUCGUUGAGUAUCCCAAGCUUGACAAGAGCGAGGAGGACGACGCCAUAGCGGACUACUACAACACCGUCCUACUCGGGGAUGUCUUCCCGAAGCCAGUCAUAGAGCUGCCGGAGUGAAAUCGCGUCAUCAAAACGAGAACAGUCACCUCAUUCAAAACCAGGAUUCCCAUAACCUGAUUUAGCCAGAUCACUGCUGUGUGAUGUCACAGUGAAAAAUCGCUGAAAAAAGACGAAAAUCGUCUGUUAUAGUUGAUGACAGACGGACUGGGAUAACACUCACCGCGUGGUGAGUGUGUGGCUCAAAACCAGCGAGGAGAAAACACCAGCAGAGGUGGACAGUAAUACACAGACAUAGAGAUGAGAUGUGUGCUGGGCCUAUGCUGUACGCCAAUCCCGCAGAAUGUGUGUGCUCGACGGUAGCAACCCAGCGCUGGUUGUAGUCAACAACAACCAUUGUCAGCUCGUUAACACGACACAUCUGUGAACUGUAUAUACGUGUGUGUAUAUAUAUAUAUAUAUCUAUAUAAAUAUAACGGCUAACGAGUAUCUUUAAAAUAGGACAUGUUCAUUUGAAUAACGACAAUGUUGGUAAGAAGAGUGGUAUUGUUAAGUUUUAUUCAAAUAAAAAGGGUCGUCAAGGAAUCCCAUUUUUUAUGGAAUGUUUCAUAGCUACAAUUUUUAAAAAGAACAUAUUUUUCGAUAUUAUGCUUAGUUUUUAACAUAUUUUAACAACACCACACAUGGACUUUGAUCAUCGUUGUAAACAGUAUUGUUUGUUCAAAACAAGAUAUAUUAUACUAUUUAUUUAGACUAUUUGUGUUUAUUGCUUUGGAUUGAUGAAAUUUGAUGCAUUGACCAUACAGUAACCAUUAUCAACUCAAAUGAUACGACUCGUUGGUGAACUGAAUGUCAUAACAUCUUGGGUGUCGUUACACUUGAACACAAAAACACAAACAAAAACAAACAACUGACAUAGCUCCACAUUGUAAAGAAAAGCAUCGGUUGUCCAGAACGUUAUGAAGGAAAUGUAUCAUGUUGUUUGAGUCUUUGUGAAUAAACAUAAUUAUUAUUAUUUA
Molecule: messenger RNA, 1589 nt
Organism: Gigantopelta aegis
Lineage: Eukaryota; Metazoa; Mollusca; Gastropoda; Neomphalida; Peltospiridae
Product: growth arrest and DNA damage-inducible protein GADD45 alpha-like
Exons: 5
Coding region: 112-630 (172 amino acids)
Biological process (GO): regulation of cell cycle
Cellular component (GO): nucleus; cytoplasm
Source: RefSeq, a predicted model, not a curated record